Messenger RNA from Alternaria arborescens, 939 nucleotides. RefSeq lists its product as hypothetical. The transcript has a single exon. Bases 1 to 939 code for a protein of 312 amino acids. The record is from RefSeq and is a predicted model, not a curated record. Gene Ontology annotation, molecular function: heme binding; iron ion binding; steroid hydroxylase activity. NCBI's taxonomy places the organism in Eukaryota, Fungi, Ascomycota, Dothideomycetes, Pleosporales, Pleosporaceae.
AUGAAACGGACCGUCACCAAAAGCUUGUCUUCAACUCCAGAAGGCGAAUGGAAGGACAUUCCUGAUCUUUACGACUUCAUCGAGUAUCACGCGUCCUACGGCAUCGCCGAAACCCUUCUCGGCACAUCCAUCAUGUAUCCAGGAAUCAUAUCCGAUGUCUGGAUCCACAUUGAAGCCACGGAUCAAUUCUUCAUGGGCCUUCCCCGCUUCCUUAUCCCCAAAGCCUACGCCGCGCGUGAUCGCCUGCUCAACGCCAUUAGAGCUUGGACCAAGGAAUCCGAAGUGUUACGCAAGCAAAACGCUGUAAACACUACCUGGGACCCCAUCGCAGGUUCUGGUCUUCUCCAAGAGAGAGAGGAACUAUAUAGCAAGAUGGCUGGCCACGGUGUAGAUGGUCGCUCCGCACAAACCCUCGGCCUCCUCUACGGCGGAACCAGUCUUACCGUGCCAGUAACAUUCUGGUACUUUUUCGAAACACUACGCGAUCCCUCUCUACACCGUCGCGUGCUCGAUGAAAUCAGGAAUGGUGUCAAUGAAGAGACGCAAGGCUACAACUUUAUGCAACUGAGCGCACGGCCUUUGUUCCAGUCUCUCCAUGCGGAGACGACACGAAUGUAUAGUUCCAACCUCGCUGUAAGAGAAGUCACAGCCCCGACAUAUGUGCUUGACGAGAAAUACACUAUACCAAAAGGCACCGAGGUUUAUCUUUCUCAUAAGUACAAUGGGCAGUUCACCCCAGGGUGGAAGGCUGCAAGGCCUCAGGCUACUGCGAAACCCCUGGAUACUUUCUGGGCUGAACGGUACUUGGUCAGCGGCAGCGGAAACGACGACAAAAGAGGAAAGUUCAGCGAUGCAGGUUUGAGUGGUAAUUGGACUUCUUUUGGGGGCGAGAACAUAAAUGUCCUGGAAGGCAUUUUGCCCGCAAUAUCGGUAUCGUAA